UGCACAUCUGCCACCCAUGCCGUGAUCGAAGAAUCCCGUCAGCGCCACCAUGGCGCAGAACAUCUUCUACUGGGUGGGCAAGACACCCGUCGACAAUGCAUGGCGACCUCAACCAGGCCAGAAUCCGACCAAGUACUUCGACAGACUGCCGAAUGCUUUUCAUCGAAUGGAUCUCGCCGCAAUGGUCGUCGACUGUGCACCGUUCAUCGCUGGAGCCGGUGGAGUCGCACAUAUGUCUCAAGCCAUGCAGUUUGGCUUCACGGCUCACGCCUCGAUAUUCCGAAAUGCAAAGACUUUGACGGCUAUACACCGAACAACUCUCCUCCUUACACCUCUGAUCUUCCUCUGUCAGGCGUCUGGAAUUGAGUAUCGAAACUUCAUUCCUCGCUGGGCUCAUGAGCGAGAGUUGCGAAGGGACGAAGAGGAAGUGCGGACGCAUGUCGAUGUCGGAAUGGCGAUUGGAGGUGGACUGUGGACAGCUCGAUUGCUGUUCAGACUUGGUGCACGCUACUGGGCUCCCGUUGAUGUGAUCAUGGGAGGUGCACUGGCGGAUCUUCUCCAGCGAGAGUACUUGAGAGCGCACAGCUUUUAGCAAUGGUGCGAAUCUGAUGUGUUUGAAGCAGAAGGCUUCACUCCUCCAGCGCAAUCGCUCCGCGCUUCU
Messenger RNA from Zymoseptoria tritici IPO323, 661 nucleotides. RefSeq lists its product as uncharacterized. NCBI's taxonomy places the organism in Eukaryota, Fungi, Ascomycota, Dothideomycetes, Mycosphaerellales, Mycosphaerellaceae. Bases 50 to 592 code for a protein of 180 amino acids. The record is from RefSeq and is a predicted model, not a curated record. The transcript has a single exon.